GUCUCCAAGAUGGCCGGUUGGGGAAGGAGGCGUCUUGGCCCGGGCAGCAGUGGCGGCAGCGCCCGAGAGAGGGACUCAGCAGUGUUUGUCAUGAAGAACAUCAGACUCUGAGCUGUAACCUGAAUUCUUGUCCAGAAUUCAGCACACUGGCAACGAGCACACGAAACAGAUUGCCACUUGUCCCGUCGGCGUCUUUGAGACACACUUGCCGAUCUAGGAAGGCACAGUGCAGGUACCUGUGUGUUCUGCCCCUUGGGUGCCACCCCGGACCAGCCCACAGACGGCCCCACCUGUCCUCCUUGGGCUGCUUGUCUUCACUCCCUCAGGGCCUCCGAGCGUGAUUGUUGGAAUGGUGAGCUUGUCGGCCACAGACUGUUACAUCGUGCACGAGAUCUACAAUGGGGAGAACGCCCAAGACCAGUUCGAGUACGAGCUGGAGCAGGCCCUGGAAGCCCAGUACAAGUACAUCGUGAUCGAGCCCACACGCAUCGGCGACGAGACGGCCCGCUGGAUCACCGUGGGCAACUGCCUGCACAAGACCACUGUGCUGGCGGGCACCGCGUGCCUCUUCACCCCGCUGGCUCUGCCCUUAGAUUACUCCCACUACAUCUCCCUGCCUGCUGGCGUGCUCAGCCUGGCCUGCUGCACCCUGUACGGGAUCUCCUGGCAGUUUGACCCCUGCUGCAAGUACCAAGUGGAGUACGACGCCUAUAAACUGUCCCGCCUGCCCCUGCACACACUCACCUCCUCCACCCCCGUGGUGCUGGUCCGGAAGGACGACUUGCACAGAAAGAGACUGCACAACACAAUAGCCCUGGCCGCCCUGGUGUACUGUGUAAAGAAGAUUUACGAACUCUAUGCCGUAUGAUCUCAGUGGGACGGGGAGAGAAGCAAAUGACCCAGCCCACGAGAGACCCCCCCCGAGUAUUCAGAUGGCCCCAGUAACAGUUUUUGCUCUGUGGGGCGGCAGAGCCUGGGAAGGGGUUUCGUUUAAUAUUUGUUAUUUUAAAAAAAAAAAAAUAACACAGAUCACAGGUGUACCAAGGGUUUUUCAACUCAUUACACUAAGAUGUGGAUUUCCAGAACCCACAGGGGGUCUGAGCUAUGGGAGUCUGAGCGGGCAGUGGAAUGUGGACAGCAGCAACGCUACUGAGGGGGUAUGAAUGCGCUUGUGGGGCGGCGGGGAGGUCUUUACGUCUGUUGUUUAACUGUACCAUCCAGAGCCAACCAGAAGCUAUUGACCAUUAAAAUUAUGAGAAUUUCAACU
Molecule: messenger RNA, 1267 nt
Organism: Odobenus rosmarus divergens (Pacific walrus)
Lineage: Eukaryota; Metazoa; Chordata; Mammalia; Carnivora; Odobenidae
Gene: TMEM11
Product: transmembrane protein 11
Exons: 3
Coding region: 350-868 (172 amino acids)
Biological process (GO): inner mitochondrial membrane organization
Cellular component (GO): mitochondrial inner membrane
Source: RefSeq, a predicted model, not a curated record